This is a messenger RNA of Arabidopsis arenosa, 838 nucleotides long. The record is from the annotation of a GenBank genome assembly. NCBI's taxonomy places the organism in Eukaryota, Viridiplantae, Streptophyta, Magnoliopsida, Brassicales, Brassicaceae.
AGACGAUAAAGGAAAAGCCAUGAAAGAGGCGAAGAAGAAGAAGAAGCCAGAAACCUCCAUUGGUGUGUCGAUAUCAGCUCUGGGAGCUUUCUCUGUUUAUUUGAUUACUGGGUUAUUUCUGGCCGUCGGAUUCUGGGUGAUUCGUAACAUUUACUUUGUCGAUCUCAUUUCUGAUCCAUCUCUCACUCUGCGUCUCCUGUGGAUUAUUGAGUUCCCGAUCGUGGUAGUCAUCUACAGCUUGUUCCGACGGAACCCAGAGAAAUGCUCGUACUUUAGAGCUGUUGGGCGAAGCAUAGUAGGACUAAUUUCCGGGGCUCUUAUAAAUGCUUUUGGAGCUGUUUCUUUGGGUGCACCUAUUGGAAUGCAAUCUCUACCAAAAACAAUUCACUGGUCCUUUCUAAUGUCUGUUUUCACGGUUGUACCAGCGAGUGCAGUUUUUGGUGCAUCAUGGACAGAUUGGCAUCGUGUGUUUGCUUCACUAAAACCAACUGGAAAUGUAGAAUAUAUGAUCUUGAUUCCAGCAUAUGGAGCAAUUAUUGGAGGUUGGUUUGGAGCUUGGCCUAUGCCACUUGACUGGGAAAGGCCAUGGCAGGAGUGGCCUAUAUGUGUGUGUUAUGGAGCAAUAGGAGGCUGCAUUGUUGGACAAAUUGCCUCCUUGAGUUUGAUGAUUCUUCUCAGGAAACACAAGAAUAUGAAGCUAGCCUAGAAUAGUUUGAUCGUCUCUGGAUCUGCAUAAUGAGUUUCAUUUUGUUUUGAACUGAUUGCUAGAUUGGAGAGACAACAAUAGGGCAAGGUUUUUGUUAGCUUGAACAGAAUUUAUUAAAUUCCACAUAGAAUC